UAUGACCCUUCACCAAGAGGAUAAAAACAAAUUGAGAAUAACAUAAAUAAAUUUUUGAACCACAACCUCCCCAUACCUAAGAGGCAGUAAAGUGCUCCACCAAACAAGAAAUCACCAUUUCCUUUCCCCUUACAAUUGAAUUAAGAAACUUAAAUUUUCAUAACUGCUUCCACAUGAUUACAAUGACAAUGGCACCACAAAACCCCCCACCAACUACUGUGCUCUUCCUUGUAGUAUAUAAAGACUACAAAGCUACAAAGAAGUCAUGUGACAGCACCAGGCAUAAGGCCAAACCAAAGAUGCCAGAGACUCGGAACAACUCCACCCAAACAAGGCCCAAAGUACCCAUCUCUUCUCUUCAUCCACAAGCCUCCCCCUUCCCUCCAACCACCCAAAAACUGGUGAUGCAAAAUUCCAGCUCUGUCCCCUCAACAAUCCCUGAGAAAAUGGAUGCAAAAACUCCGGUAGAAAUAGGCACCAGAGGAACAGUUGGAUUCCUGAUAAUGAAAGAAAUUGAGUACUUUACCCACCUUGAAUCUGAUAAGCCUCAGCAUCUAUGUACAGAGAUGGCCUCCACAAGCAGUCAACCCAAUCCCAAGUUUGGAUCUUUUGCCACAACCCCAAGAAAGAAGAAGAAAGGAGGAAGAAGAAAACUCAUCCCUAACAUGUGUUCUACGGUGGAAGUUGCGAAAAGCAAUCGGCCAAACAUGAAUUCUGGACUCGGUUACAGGAAUCUGAGAGCUGAUGAUGUGAAGAAGUUGCAGGCUUAAGCAACAGUCUCAGUGAGCUUCGAGAAACUGAGCUUCUUGAGUCGAUUUGCUGUACGGCUGCCGCAUUUUAUGUCCACAAUCUCAACUAUGUAAGAUCCUCUUUUAUUAGGUUUGUCCCUCCUAGGAGUUCUAUCUAAGGACAUACUAUCAGAAACAAGCAUUGGUACUUCAUGGGUUUUUCGAUAGUGUUUCAUUUUCCGGAGAGUUUCCGGGCUUUUCUUGUUGAUGGUGCUGCUGCGGCUGCUGCUCGCUUCGUCCAGGGAUGUUCUUGGAAUCGGUCUUUUAGCAGCAGCAGUAGUAGCAGCAGCAGCAAUAGGAACCAAAGUAGCAAUUGUAGGUUGAGUUGCUGACUUUGUGGAUUCUAGUUCCCUUGAAAUUAAGGCACCGAUUGUCCCAGUGGUCCCAACUUUGAUGGAUCCUCCACCGCCCCUGAUUGCUUCUAGUUUCGGUACCAUGUUUUCCUGGAAUUGCAAAGGCAUGAUACAAGUCUUUUUCCGGGUGGAAGAAAUUUAGAAUCUCCAAAGCUGGUUUGACAAGGUUACCUCAAAGCAGUUCAAGGCCCUGUCAUCAGAAAGUAAAUAGAUAUGAAUUGUGCGGUUGCAUUACCAUCACAAACUUGUAAUAUUGCGGUAGAGUUUAAGAAAUCUUCUCAGACUUCAAUGUAGUAGGUUUUUGUUCAAAA
Rhododendron vialii is the source of this 1452-nucleotide messenger RNA. RefSeq lists its product as uncharacterized. NCBI's taxonomy places the organism in Eukaryota, Viridiplantae, Streptophyta, Magnoliopsida, Ericales, Ericaceae. The coding region runs from base 174 to 770 and encodes 198 amino acids. The transcript has a single exon. The record is from RefSeq and is a predicted model, not a curated record.